AUGUAAUAAUGUCCACCAAAUAUGAAUCAAAACAAAUUGAUCCCCCCCGGUUCUGAAAAAUUUACAUUUCUAUUAACGAAAACUGCUGAACCAUAUGUAGCCUUAUUUAUUUCUAAACAUUUUUUGCUAUACUUUUAAUAAGUUGAUAUUCAUGCUCUUGGUAGUGCUAUAAAUAUAGCUGUUAAAUGUGCUUGUACUCUUAAAAGAACAGGAAUUGCUACUAUUACAAAAAUUGAUACACCCUCUUAGACUAUAGAAGAUCGUGUUGAACCUAAAAUCAUCAUUUCUUUAAGAGUCACCCAAAGAGGUUUAGAACUUUUAAAAGAAGAAAGUGAAAUUAGGAAAUAAAUUUGA
Molecule: messenger RNA, 354 nt
Organism: Paramecium tetraurelia
Lineage: Eukaryota; Ciliophora; Oligohymenophorea; Peniculida; Parameciidae
Exons: 2
Molecular function (GO): nucleic acid binding
Source: RefSeq, a predicted model, not a curated record